This is a messenger RNA of Hyaena hyaena (striped hyena), 1847 nucleotides long. RefSeq names its product MAGE family member A4 (gene MAGEA4). Gene Ontology annotation, cellular component: nucleus. The coding region runs from base 1 to 1341 and encodes 446 amino acids. Lineage: Eukaryota; Metazoa; Chordata; Mammalia; Carnivora; Hyaenidae. The transcript is spliced from 3 exons. Gene Ontology annotation, biological process: negative regulation of transcription by RNA polymerase II. The record is from RefSeq and is a predicted model, not a curated record.
AUGGGGUGUCUGGACUUCCGCAUCCGGGUCUCAAGAGACUGGAAGGGCGGGAGUUUCGCGUCUCGCGAGCGGGAUUUUGGCGUCUCGCGAGCGGCAGCUUGGGGUCUCGCGAGCGGGAUUUUGGCGUCUCGCGAGCGGCAUUUUGGCGUGGAGCUUGGCGUCUCGCGAGCGGGAGCACCGCCCAGCCUCGCGUUGGCAGCUAGAAGGCCCCCGAGCCUACUAGGCUUCAAGGGGCUACCGGCUUUGGAGUUGAGGCCCUGGUCUGAGGCAGGAGUCCUGAGGUCACAGAGCACAGGACGUGCAGACUGGUGCCCGCCUGUUGUCAAGGUUCUCACAAACAUCAUGCCCCUGCAGAGGGAGGGCUGGAUGCUGGAAGAAGACCCUGAAGAGGCCGAAGGCCUGUUGGAUGCACAGCUCUCUGGGGCUGAGGAUGAGGAGGAAACCCCAUCUCCCUCAUCCUCCUCCCCCUCCUCCUCCCUCUCCUCCUCCUCUCUCUCCUCCUCCUGCUCUUUCCUGUUAAUGAUCCCCGUGGAGGAGGGGUCGGCUGCUGGGUCCCUGAGUCCUCCCCAGAGCCCUCAGAGCGCUGGCCCCUCCCCUGCUGACAUGGCAUGUGCUCCAGAGAGCCAGUCUGAUGAGGAGCCCAGCAACCCGGAUGAGGAGGAAUCGAGCUCCUGGGGAGACCCAGCAGUGGCCGAGCCCUUGCUCCAAGACGCACUUUACAUGAAGUUGAUCGACCUGUUGGCGUUCCUGCUCGUCAAAUAUCGCACCAAGCAGCCGACCACUCAGGCUGAGAUGCUGACAGUGGUCAGCCCAGAUGUCCAGGACCAGUUCCCUGUGAUCUUCCACCAAGCCUGCCAGUACCUGCUGCUGGUCUUUGGCGUUGAUGUGAAGGAAGUGGACCCCGGCGAGCACUCCUACGUCCUGGACACCAUCCUCGGCCUGACCUGUGGUGGGAUGCUACGUGGUAAGCAGGCCAUGCCCACGACCAGCCUCCUGGUGGUGGUCCUGGGAGUGAUCCUCCUGGAGGACGAAUGUGCCCCUGAGGAGGAGGUGUGGAAAGUGCUGGGGGUCCUGGGGGUGUAUGAUGGCAGGGAGCACAUAUUCUAUGGGGACCCCAGGGAGCUGCUCACCGAGGUCUGGGUGCAGGAAGGGUACCUGGAGUACCGGCAGGUGCCCGGCAGCGAGCCCGCACGCUACGAGUUCCUGUGGGGUCCCAGGGCCCACGCGGAGACCAGCAGCGUGCACGUGCUGCAGCAUAUCCUCAUGGUCAAUAGCAGGCUAUCUGGGGCCUCCCUGUCCCUGUGUCACGAGGCUGCCAGCAAUGAGGAAGAGUGGGUGUGAGCCAGAGGGGCAGCCGGGCCCUUUCCGCUGGGGGUCCAGCAGCCUUCCCUGCAGGGCAGGAGGCCAGGCCACUUCUUCCCUGUGCCUGGGAGCAGGGAGGGCACUGGGCGCUGUGAGUAGGGGAGGGCCAGGGCUGCUUGGGGAAAGUGGGGCCCACAUCACGUUUGGGUGGCUCCCUGUUUGUUCUCUGUCUAUGCGACCUCAGAAAUCCUUGUUUGUUUCCUUGAGGAAGCUUUCCCAUGUUGCUCCUUGUGUUAGAAGGUUUCUGGAGCUUCAGAGGCUCAGUGUGUGAGUGGCACUCAAGCCACAGUUCUUGUACUUGUCCGGUUCAAGACUCAGAGUUUUGCCAUUGGUGCAACAAGCCGGGAACCCCUCCAUCCUCAUCUGGGAUCCUGAAGAGAAUGUCAGUGCCUGGGCUGGGCACAGGGAUGUCUUGGAAAUCUGGAAGACCUUGGCAGUAAUGUGCCAGGGUCAGGAAAAUGAGAAAUAAAAGAUGUUUUGCUUCU